Messenger RNA from Truncatella angustata, 4298 nucleotides. Its product is annotated as P-loop containing nucleoside triphosphate hydrolase protein. Gene Ontology annotation, cellular component: membrane. The record is from RefSeq and is a predicted model, not a curated record. Bases 160 to 4041 code for a protein of 1293 amino acids. The transcript is spliced from 9 exons. Lineage: Eukaryota; Fungi; Ascomycota; Sordariomycetes; Amphisphaeriales; Sporocadaceae. Gene Ontology annotation, biological process: transmembrane transport. Gene Ontology annotation, molecular function: ATP hydrolysis activity; ABC-type transporter activity; ATP binding.
GGUUCAAGUUUGUUUCAGGGUCUAUGAUGCACUGGACUUUGUGCAUAGUUUACUGCAGGAUAUCAGAGCCAUCACAUCUAAGGCUGAUAUAACGUGUAUUCCCUAAAGUUGUAUUCAUUAUUUACAUUCCAAAUCCUCCAGUAAUUUAACACGAUUUCGAUGUCUACAGAAAAGGAGACGAGGCACCCGCCUCUCUCGACCAGCCCCAACCUUCCGAAUCAUGCGGAUAUACUAAACGGGAAAAGCAGUGGUUCCAGCGCAGGAUCCUACAUGCGCAUUUUCAAAUUUACACAGCCCGUGGAUAUACUCCUCGAGAGUAUAGCAUUCGUGGCCGCAGCUUCUUCUGGCGUUGCAUUGGCUAUUGUCAACCUAGUACUCGGUGGAUUCAUUACCGUUCUCACUAACUUCGUAGCCGGCCAGAGCACCGCUUCCCAGUUUAUGAGCGACGUUUCGACUUACUGCUUAUACUUCAUUUAUAUUGGCGUAGGCCGCUUGGUUCUCGUGUAUGUUUACACAACCCUAUCUACAUAUUGCGCAUAUAGGAUCGUCCGCAACAUUAGACAGCAAUUUUUUAAGGCAGCUUUGGCGCAAGAGAUCGCCUUUUUUGAUUAUGGUUCUGGAGGUUCCAUCUCAAUGCAGGCAACAACAAACGGAAAUCUGAUACAUUCUGGCAUCGCAGAAAAGCUGGGAUUGUGCGUUCAAUCUGCUGUGACAUUUGUCGCAGCAUUCGUUGUCGCCUUCGUGAGUCAGUGGAAACUCACACUCAUUUUGAUAUGGCUAGCUCCAGCACUUAUCGUGUUGAUGGGUUUCAUUGCUACAGCGGAAGCGAAGCUCGAAACCAGUAUGCUAGAAUUAUACGCUCAAGGUGGCGCGUUUGCCGAGAGCAUCCUGUCCACACCAAGAACAGUUCAUGCAUUUAGUAUCCGGGAACGACUUGUAGCCCGAUAUGACGACUUUCUUCAAAGAGCAAAAGAUUUGGGUGACCAAAAAAGCCCGCUUUUUGGACUUAUGUUUAGCAUUGAAUACUUCCUCAUCUAUGCUGGCAUGAGUUUGGCCUUCUGGCAGGGAAUUAAGAUGGCAGCAAACGAGGAGGUGCCCUCACUGGGAACGGUCUUCACAGUCUUGAUGUCUGUAAUCGUUGCCACAAUAUCGGUAACCAUGGUUGCACCAUACACGAUAUCCUUCGGGCGCGCCGCAACAGCGGCACACCAACUCUUUUCUCUGAUCGAUAGAAAAUCGCAGAUUGACCCAUUCAACCCAUCUGGUGAAAAGCCAGCCACAACUCAAGGAGUUCUGGACAUACAUAAUGUCACGUUCAGUUACCCGACUCGGCCCGAUUCCAUCAUUCUGAACGGAUUCUCCCUGCACAUUCCCGCAGGGAAAGUGACAGCACUUGUGGGAGCGAGCGGCUCCGGGAAGAGUACCAUUGUCGGAUUGCUUGAACGUUGGUAUCAGCCAUCGUCGGGCACUAUAAAGCUAGAUGGAAUGCCCAUCGAAGACCUAAACCUUAACUGGCUACGCACGAACAUCCGAAUGGUUCAACAGGAGCCGGUUUUAUUCAACGGCACAAUAUUUGACAACAUUGCUUAUGGUUUGGUCGGGACACAAUGGGAGAAUGAGCCCCGGGCCACGCAGUUGAAUGAGGUGACAAAGGCAGCGCAGUUUGCUUUUGCCCACGACUUCAUCGUGGACUUGCCUCAAGGCUACGAUACUCGCAUAGGUGAACGUGGUGGACUUCUUUCCGGUGGCCAAAAACAGCGUGUUGCUAUCGCCCGCAGUAUUGUGUCUAACCCCAAAGUGCUGCUAUUGGAUGAAGCAACAAGUGCCUUAGACCCUCAAGCCGAAGGUAUCGUGCAAGGGGCUCUCGACAACGUGUCCAAGGAUCGUACUACUAUAGUGAUCGCUCACAAGCUUACCACUGUCAGGGAUGCUGAUAAUAUCGUCGUGAUGGCUCAGGGGUGUAUUCUAGAGCAAGGUACUCACGACGAACUUUUAGCCUCAGCCGGAGCCUAUUCUCGCUUGGUUGCAGCUCAGAGUAUUGCGACAACGGCGGGCAGAGACGAUUCAGAGGAGAGAUCAGAAUCCGAAGACGAGCACGACACGGAUGACCUGAUAUCCAAUAAGACCUUGACGCAACACUCCACCACGCAAAAUCACGAGCUCGCGCUUCUCAGCGAGCGCGAUAGCUACGACCACGUAAAGCAUGCGGGGUUGAUUUCAACGGUUUUCGGGUUGAUACAACGGACUCCAGAACUCAAGUGGCAGUAUUUGAUAAUAUUUGUAGCAUGCUUGACGGCAUCUGCUGUGUAUCCUGGCCAAGCUCUUAUACUUGCCAAUGUCAUGGAUGUAUUCCAGCUAGAAACUGAUGCGAUGCAAAGUCGCGGAAACUUCUACGCAUUGAUGUUUUUAGUCCUGAGUAUUGGCUGUCUAAUAUGUUACUUUGUCAUGGGCUGGACUACCAAUAUCGUGGCGCAGACGAUGAACAAGAAGUUCAGAACGACGAUUCUUAAUAGUAUGCUCCGUCAAGAUAUUCAAUUCUUUGACCGCCCUGAGAACACGACCGGUGCUCUUACCAGUCGACUCGACUCAAACCCCCAGGCAAUACUUGAGCUCAUGAGCUUCAAUAUGGGGCUCAUUCUGAUUAACAUAUUCAACGUUGUAGGAUCUAGCAUCCUUGCGAUUGCGGUGUCGUGGAAACUCGGCCUGGUAGGUGUCUUUGCUGGGCUUCCGCCGAUGCUGUUCGCAGGUUAUGCAAGAAUUCGGCUCGAAACACGUAUGGAUGCGGGCAAUUCCAAACGGUUUUCAGGUAGUGCGGCCAUCGCGUCUGAGUCCAUCACAUCCAUUCGGACCGUGUCAAGUCUUGCUAUUGAGCAUACUAUGUUGGACCGGUAUAGCGAAGAACUAGGCCAUGCUAUGCGCCAAUCCAUCUCACCUCUUGCGCACAUGAUGUUCUGGUUCUCCUUUACCCAGUCUAUCGAAUAUUUCAUCCUUGCGCUGGGAUUCUGGUACGGCUGCAAGCUGGUAUCGCAGGGCGAGGUGACGUUCUAUGAAUUCUUUGUCUCCUUCAUGGGCACUUUCUUUUCCGGGCAGGCUGCUAGCCAGAUGUUCGCGUAUGUAUCACUUCUUCUUUCAAUUUUAAUUUUUUGUAUGACCAAAGGUAAAAGCGCUGCAAACUAUCUGUUCUGGAUCGAAGCUUUGCAGCCAACCAUCCGCCCAGAUACAGCAGAGAACCAUAACCACCGCCCCACUAAUGACAUAUCGUCAAUCAAGCUCAACAAGGUCCAGUUUUCAUAUCCUCUACGCCCAGAUGCCCGAGUCCUACGCGGCAUCGAGCUAGACAUCAAGCGUGGCGAGUUCGUUGCUUUCGUCGGGGCAUCAGGAUGUGGCAAAAGCACAAUGAUUGCCAUGCUAGAGCGUUUCUACGACCCAACCUCGGGCAACAUCAAGGUGGAUUCUGAGCCCCUUGUUGACAUUAAUCCAAGAUUGUACCGACACCACGUAGCCCUCGUUCAGCAGGAACCCACACUUUACCAGGGCAGCAUCCGCGAAAAUAUAUUGCUAGGCAAGAUAUACGGAGACGGGAAGCACAUCAAUGACAAGAACCUCGCGAGUGACGCCGAAGUGGAGGAGGCUUUACGCGCUGCGAACGCAUGGGAUUUUGUCAUGUCACUCCCGGAAGGUGUAGCGACACCAUGUGGUAUGAGUGGUUCCCAACUAUCUGGCGGCCAGAGACAACGCAUUGCAAUUGCACGAUCAUUAAUCCGCAAGCCCAACGUCCUGCUUCUGGACGAAGCCACAUCGGCAUUGGACACUGCAUCCGAGAAAAUUGUCCAGUCGGCUUUGGCAGAAGCCGCGGCAUCAGGCGAGCGAAUCACAAUUGCGGUCGCUCAUAGACUUAGCACGAUCAAAGAUGCGGAUCGGAUUUGCGUUUUCUACAACGGCAGAGUCAUCGAGUCGGGCACUCAUGACGAGUUAUUGGCCUUCGGCAAAAUGUACAAGAAGAUGUGCCAAGCACAGAGCUUGGACAGGGGAGCGGCUUAAUUAUUUAUGAGGAUAGUCGCAUACUGAAAACAUGAAUGCACAUAUUAAGUGUUUUCAACCUCAUUCGUAAUCCUACAUAACCAUGCCCACUGCCGCCAUCGUUGCUACGAGAGCGUGGUCGAAGUUUAUGCAGCAUAGACAGCACAGCCGCAAAGACAUGGACCCCAUGUCUCCUACCCCUGCUCUGAGCGCACCCAGAAUGCCGGGUUUUUAAGGACGGUUAGUCACUCAAUGUAUUGGUAAUCCGUACUCUGAAC